Labrus bergylta (ballan wrasse) is the source of this 1552-nucleotide messenger RNA. The record is from RefSeq and is a predicted model, not a curated record. Lineage: Eukaryota; Metazoa; Chordata; Actinopteri; Labriformes; Labridae.
CUAUGCACUUGUUAAAGAUAUAUAAGAAUUACAUAUUCAUUUUUCAAUAAGAAAUGUCUUUUUAGUUUUUGUGCACACAGAUGAGAGGAAAUGACUAUAACAUUUUCUGAACUUCAAGGACCCCCAUGCAGGAAACACAUAGAGAAGGAGAGGGAGACCGUGGUGAGGAGAAUGAUAGAGAGCCACCCACUGACAGGGACAGCGUUCCAGUGAGGCCUGAAACAUCUGUAGAGAGUGAAGUAGAACCAGUAGUGAUUGAAAACUGGAAGAUUAUUAAAGAACCAACUCUGGCUGCCCAAGUUUUCAAAGAUAAUCUACUAAGUGAACAUGCAACCGGGAAGCCUCUUAAACUGAAAAUGGAUGUAAGGGAGCGUGAGGAGGACAGGGAACGGGCACUUCUCUCAUUCUAUAAACAGCAACAGGAAUGGGCAUGUCCACUUCAUUGUACCCUUGAUGGGAGUGAUGCGGUACUUUCUGACAACAAUAAUAUCCAAACUCCAGUUUGGAUUCAGAAUGAAUCUUGGAGGAGUGGGCCAAACUCUGCUAUUUGAAGGUGAGCCUGACCAUCUCGUUCCAGCUGCAUCAGAGGUGCUUAUUGAGAGCAACCUCUUCCGGGUUGCAGGAAGGAUGAUAGCCCACUCCUUUUUGCAUGAUGGCCCCCAUGUCACCGGAUUAAGUCCUGCUGUUAUUCAUGUACUGUUCAAUGGGGACCCUGAAAUGUCAACAAUUGUUGUCGAGGACUGUCCUGAUCUGCACAUCAGGAGUAUUAUAACAAUGCUUGAACUUGAAGAACUUACUCAGGAACAGAAGGACACAGUGUCAGAUCUUUCCCUGUCUUGGGAUCUCCCAGCAGUCACUAAAACGAAUCAGAGGUGGCUACAUAACAAACUUCUAGUACACGCGGUCAUCGGGAGGACCAUGCGCCAAAUUAAACAGUUGAGAAAGGGAUUGAAAGAUGUGAUGCUAUGGCCCCUGCUGACAUCAAGGCCAGAUGUUGUCCCACUUCUUUUUCUGAAAAUGGCAGGAAUGCAGUUUGUACCCCAGAUGUUCCUAGACAAAAUCACAUGGCCUGUGGAGGACAGUGAUGAUGAAGAACUUGACAUUGAGUGCAAGUGCCGCAUCACUGGUUUUCUACGGAUGUUCAUUGAAACAGCUUCAUCAGAUACUCUGGCUCAGUUGCUGAAGUUCUGGGUCGGCUGGGAAAUGCUCCCUCCAGAACUCAAAGUGGAGUUUUCCGGGGGAACCUUCCCAUCAUCCUCCACAUGCUUUGAAACACUGAAGCUGCCAGCUCAUUACAACACCUACAAAGACUUUGAGGAAGCACUUGUUGCUGCCAUAGACAGUGCACACACUGGAUUUGCUCUUGUUUAAGUAUUUUCAGGCAAUGAUGUUGCUGUGCUUUUAUUCAGUAGAAAAAGGUCAAUUUGAGUGAAGUGAGUUCAGUGUUUUUCUAACAUUUCAAAUACAGUGCAGUAUUUUCUUUCCCUGAAAAUGACACUGCUUUGUUGUUGCUCUUCUGUCAACUGUUUGAUACUUCAGUGUGCAUCACCCU